This is a messenger RNA of Equus quagga, 2565 nucleotides long. RefSeq names its product solute carrier family 37 member 1 (gene SLC37A1). Gene Ontology annotation, molecular function: glucose 6-phosphate:phosphate antiporter activity. The transcript is spliced from 18 exons. The record is from RefSeq and is a predicted model, not a curated record. Gene Ontology annotation, biological process: glucose-6-phosphate transport; phosphate ion transmembrane transport. NCBI's taxonomy places the organism in Eukaryota, Metazoa, Chordata, Mammalia, Perissodactyla, Equidae. Bases 634 to 2379 code for a protein of 581 amino acids. Gene Ontology annotation, cellular component: endoplasmic reticulum membrane.
CAGCUCUCGUGAAAGCGUUGUCAGUGGGCACUGCCCAGGCAUUGGAGGAAGGGGCCUCAUUAAAUAGAGCUCUUAACACCUUUCAUGUAAAAUCGCUCUUUAUCCAUCUUGAUUGCACCCACGAUGGGAAUUUAUGGUGCUUACCUUCACCCAUUUUAGAGGGGGAAGAACCCGCCUUGUUGUAAAAGGAAAUAGAGAUUUCUCCAGCUGAUUUUCCAGUGCCUUCUGGAUUUUUUUUCCUGUGGUUACAGGUUUUGCCAGAAUUGAAUUGAGAUUUGUCGGUUAAUUGAUUCAGUAGGUGGCAAUAGAAUAUUUCCAGACAAGCUGUGCCUAGAGCAGCAGUGUUUGGACAGAGGAAGAAAUUGGAUCCUGACCGUCCGUUUCCACGCAUUGUAAAAUCUAAACCAAGUCUUCUCUCUGAAGUCAUCAUCGCAAAAUUAUUCCUUGAGAGAACUGAAUCUCUGCCGGAUGGAAGAGGGGAAGAGGGGAAACGAGACCAAACUGGACUUCUCUAUGCACUUUCCAGCCUGUGUGAGCUGCAGGGGCAAGAGGGAGAGACUUGGAGCCAGAUUUGUAACCUCUUUAUGAAGCAUCCUAUUUCGUGACAGAAGCUCCGUGGUCAGUGUGACGUAAAUGGCUCGACUCCCCGUCGGCAUUCGCUUCAUUGUCUCAUUCUCCCGAGACCAGUGGUACCGAGCCUUCAUUUUUAUUUUGACAUUUUUGCUGUAUGCAAGUUUCCACUUAUCUCGAAAGCCUAUCAGCAUAGUUAAGGGUGAGCUCCACAGGUACUGUGCUGCUGUGAAUGAGGGCGAAGUCGAAUUCAACAGCCAGAACCAGAAAGCCGGUGAUGUCCCCCCUCACCAGCGCCCAGACAACGAGACUGACUGCGGCUGGGCCCCGUUUGAUCGGGACAACUACCAGCAGCUGCUCGGGGCCCUGGAUUACUCCUUCCUCUGCGCCUACGCCAUCGGCAUGUACCUGAGUGGCAUAAUAGGGGAGCGCCUGCCUAUUAGGUAUUACCUAACCUUCGGGAUGCUGGCCAGUGGCGCCUUUACUGCCCUGUUUGGACUGGGGUAUUUCUACAACAUCCACAGCUUUGGAUUCUACGUCGUAACUCAGAUCGUCAACGGACUGGUGCAGACCACCGGCUGGCCCAGCGUCGUCACUUGCCUCAGCAACUGGUUUGGAAAAGGAAGGCGAGGUUUGAUCAUGGGGGUCUGGAAUUCCCACACGUCCGUGGGCAACAUUUUGGGGUCCUUGAUUGCUGGCUACUGGGUGUCCACGUGCUGGGGCCUGUCCUUCAUCGUGCCUGGGGCCAUCGUGGCAGCCAUGGGGAUAGUGUGCUUUCUCUUUCUCAUCGAACAUCCGAGGGACAUCGCCUGCUCUUCCACCUUGACAGCGCAUUCGAAGGGCUAUGAGAAUGGCAUGCACAGACUCAGGCUGCAGAAGCACGUCUUAAUGGAGAAGAACAAGCCUCUGGACCCAGAGAUGCAGUGCUUGCUGCUGUCAGAUGGGAAGCAUUCUGCCCACCAGAACCACACCAUCGUUCUCCCGGCCGACGGCGGGAGCGGUGUGGCGGCCAUCAGCUUCACAGGGGCCCUGAAAAUCCCCGGUGUGAUCGAGUUCUCGCUGUGUCUGCUCUUUGCGAAGUUGGUCAGCUACACUUUCCUCUUUUGGCUGCCGCUGUACAUCACCAACGUGGAUCACCUUGAUGCCCAAAAAGCCGGCGAGCUCUCCACCUUGUUUGAUGUGGGUGGAAUCUUCGGUGGGAUCCUGGCAGGUGUGAUCUCGGAUCGACUGGAGAAGAGGGCCUCCACCUGCGGCCUGAUGCUGCUGCUCGCAGCCCCAACGCUGUACAUAUUCUCCACCAUCAGCAAAAUGGGUCUAGAAGCCACCAUCGCCAUGCUGCUGCUCAGCGGGGCCCUGGUCAGUGGGCCAUACGCACUGAUCACGACCGCCGUCUCUGCCGACCUGGGCACCCACAAAAGCCUGAAAGGAAACUCCCACGCCCUCGCCACUGUGACGGCCAUCAUCGACGGCACCGGCUCUGUAGUUCCUGAUCCGCCUCAUACACAAGGAGCUGAGCUGCCCGCGGUCUGCAAUGGGGAACCAAGUUCCGUAAGUCCUCGAUCGGGCCCUUCUCCCCGUGUGAGGAAAGCGCAGCUCUGGAGUGUCACUCUGGCUGAUCUGCCUUCCACACCUGGCUUUCCUAAAAGAAGGAAGAAAAGGAAACUCCCCGGUUGUCUCUGUCAUUGCACGGCUCAUCCACAAUCAUUGUCCUGUCCUGACAAAUGCCUCAGGGUGGAUAUGAUGAUGCCAAUCUCUCCUCAAAAUCUCAGUGAAAAGUGGAAGGCAGAUGGCCUCCUUUGUUCUCUCUGAGCUCCGCCUGGCCUCCUUCCCACCCACCCCCGCCCCCUUCUUCCUCUUCUCUCUCUCUGUCCCCGCGAGGCUGUGGGGAUGCAGUAAGACAGUAAGACUUGUCACCCAGUUCGCUUCGGGAGGACCCCAGCAGAAGCGGGGCGAGGCUGGCGCUCGGGGGGGUUUGUGCACUUGGCGUGGAUUCCA